Molecule: messenger RNA, 581 nt
Organism: Olea europaea var. sylvestris
Lineage: Eukaryota; Viridiplantae; Streptophyta; Magnoliopsida; Lamiales; Oleaceae
Product: DDT domain-containing protein PTM-like
Exons: 3
Coding region: 125-559 (144 amino acids)
Source: RefSeq, a predicted model, not a curated record
UAAAAGCGUUCUUGGAGUGUCUGACGUUGCUUCAUUGAGAAGUUUUCUGCUCAAGCUAGAGUCCAACUUGCAUCCUCGAGCACUUUCAGCAGAUUGGCUAAAGUACGUGGAUUCUGUUCCUACGAUGGGUUCUGCUUCUCAUGUUGUGAGGAAUUCUGUACGUGCGUCUACGAAACAUGGAAUUGGAAGGAACAGAGCAAGGUGUUUGGAGCUGGAUACAACUUCAUCUUCAAGUUCUGCAAAUGGGUUGAGCUUAUUUUGGUGGAGAGGUGGGAGGAUCUCACGUCAGCUGUACAAUUGGAAGGUUUUGCCUCGCUUCUUAGCUUCCAAAGCUGCCCGACAAGGUGGAUACAAGAAGAUACAAGGCAUCCUUUACCCUGACAGUGGAGAGUAUGCAAAAAGGAGUAAAUGUGUUGCCUGGCGAGCUUCUGUUGAGACAUCAAGAAGCGUGGAACAGCUUGCUCUCCAGGCACGUCUCUCUUAUGAUUCAAUUUGUCCCCCAUCUCCAUUCCAUUAUUUGCUCUCCAUUAGCCUUGUCCUAACAGCCAAUUGGAUGUAAAAUGCUGACUGGCACCAAACUC